This is a messenger RNA of Rangifer tarandus platyrhynchus (Svalbard reindeer), 783 nucleotides long. NCBI's taxonomy places the organism in Eukaryota, Metazoa, Chordata, Mammalia, Artiodactyla, Cervidae. The record is from the annotation of a GenBank genome assembly.
AUGCGAGCUGUAGGGGGCCAGCGCCGUAGCGCUGGCUGGUCAGCGAGGGUGCGCGUUUGUUCGCUGGCGGUGGUGGGCGCGGGAAUGUCCAUAGAGGACAGCUGUCCUCAAGCCGUUUCGCUGUGCCCCUGUGAGGCUCGUGCUCAGGUGCCCACGUGUACACUGCUUGAAAAAAACACGUUAGCGGGCGUGGUGGACGCCCGCGGGCACGACACGGCCCAUCCUCAACCUCCCGCGGAAGCAGUCGCGACGAGGCGAGCGGACCGAAUGUGUCCUUGGUCGCACAGAACCGUCACGGGCUGCAAAAAUAGGAUUUUAGGAGACAGCCGAAGCUGCUUCGUUGUGAUUGUCAUCUACAUAAAGAAGGCCGUCGUGCACGGCGAGCCGGGGCUCGAUGCUGCUACGCGUGAGAUCCAGAGCAAAGCUGUUGCACCGUAUGUCAUAGCACAGCGUCCCUGCCGAAAGUGCGCUCCCGCGUACCCCGCUCUGCAUGUGAAGCAGUCGCCUCGAGACGUCGCCUCCGUACAAAUAUGCAGAUGUCUUGUCGUGCUACGUUGCACAAGAAUCAUCUUUUCCGACCAUGCCGCAAUCUUGCUGCCGCCUGACCCGAGCGUCAUCGACUUUGAGGCUGGCACUCCAGUGUCAUUAACAGCCGUGUGCCACCAUGUUAGCUCGACGUACAACCAGGCUUUUGCACUAUUCAAAGCAAGGAAGCCAGCCACCGCCCAACGUAGGGGACGAUUUCACAACAGCGCCAGCAUCCUCAAUGAUGUCGACGCCUGA